AGAAAGGACUUUGAAGAGCAAGCGGCAUUGUUCGCCUGCAGAAGCAGUGCUGCUGGUCUCUCGACAAAUUUCUCUGGGAGGUGGAGACAAGGAAGCUCCAGCUUCGCUUUCCCUCGUGGCCCAGAGUGGAGCAUACUGAGCUGCACUGGAUCAUCUGGAUGCACACGCAACUUUAGGAACUGGUGGCAAUUUGUAAAAAGACAGCUCUGGAAGUUGAAGGGACCAGUGGCUUCAAGCAAAAAGUAAACUGAAAAUGGGAGAUGUCUUUUUGUGUAAGGAAGUGGAAUCACCAAAGAAGAAUUUGAGAGAAUCCAAAGAAAGCGACAAAGAUGAUGAAGAUCCAGAUCUGAUCUUUGUUGGGGUGGAACAUGUACAUAAAGACGCUGAAAUUCUCUUUGUCGGGAUGAUUUCAAAUUCAAAACCAGUCGUUUCAAACAUUUUGAACAGAGUCACCCCAGGCUCAAAUUCAAGAAGAAGAAAAGGCCACUUCCAUCAAGAUCCUGCUCACGUGUGGCAACCUGCAAAUCAUGUGACCUCUAUGGCAAAAGCCAUCAGGCCAGUUUCUCCAUCUGAGGGGAGAUCUACAGAUAGUCCUGUCACUACGAUGUCUUCACCUGAAUCUGCUUAUAAAAUGGGCUCACCACACGUUGUUUCUCCCAAUUCCUCAGAUUCUCUUCCUCCAGGGACUCAGCAUCUAGUUGGAGCUAUGUUCUCUGGAGGAGGCAGAAGUGAGAGUUCUCCUGAUUCCAAGCGACUUUCCACUUCAGAUAUAAACAGCAGAAAUUCCAAAAGGGUUAAACUCAGGGAUGAAAUCCCAGGGGUACAUUCUUUAGCUGUGGUCCCUUCAGAUAGCUCUUCUAUAAUAAGCACAAAUACACCCUCACAGGGGGUCUGCAACUCGUCAAACCACGUUCAGAAUGGAGCAACAUUUCCUUGGGCUGAUGCUAACGGAACAGCACAUUUCAAUCUUAGGAAUCCAGAGAGAGCAAAUGGGUCUGAUGGCCUGGUAAUAACAGACAUUUCAAGUCUAGCAAGUCAAAAGAAGACCUUUGAUCCCAGGAAAGAAAUUCCCAUCGUGUUACUUAGUGACUUUUACUAUGGACAGCAUAAAGGAGAUGGGCAGCCAGAACAGAAGACUCACACCACCUUUAAAUGCCUCAGUUGCGUGAAAGUUCUAAAAAAUAUUAAGUUUAUGAAUCACAUGAAGCAUCAUUUGGAGUUUGAGAAGCAGAGGAACGACAGUUGGGAAAACCACACCACCUGCCAGCACUGCCACCGGCAGUUUCCCGCUCCCUUCCAGCUACAGUGUCACAUUGACAGUGUGCACAUCGCCAUGGGGCCCUCUGCUGUCUGUAAGAUCUGUGAAUUGUCAUUCGAAACAGAUCAGGUCCUCUUACAACACAUGAAGGACCAUCAUAAGCCUGGCGAAAUGCCCUAUGUGUGCCAGGUUUGCCAUUACAGAUCAUCGGUCUUUGCUGAUGUGGAAACACAUUUUAGAACAUGCCAUGAAAACACAAAGUAUUUGCUUUGUCUGUUUUGUCUCAAACUUUUCAAAACUGCGAUACCAUACAUGAAUCAUUGCUGGAGGCACAGCAGAAGGAGGGUCCUUCGAUGUUCCAAGUGCCGACUACAGUUUUUGACGUUGAAGGAGGAAAUAGAGCACAAAACCAAGAACCAUCAAACAUUUAAAAAGCCGGAGCAACUGCAAGGGUUGCCUCGUGAAACGAAAGUUAUUAUUCAGGCUUCAGCUCAGCCAGGAUCAAGUGGUGUGGCUUCCAUUAUUGUGAGUGACACUGACCCUCCGCCUUCACCUGUAAAAACUAAAACGAUGGCUACGAACACUGGAGAUUCCAGACUCCCUUGCAGCAAGGAUUCUCGCUGAAAAUAUGUUCGACUCACUUCCAGGAGUUGUGAAAGGCAGAAGUGAGGCUAGGCCAUGUGUGCUUUGUGGCUGUAGAUGCUAGCAAGCAAUGUCAUCAACUGUCAGGUUUUAUUUACAGUGACAUCUCAUCAGCUCCCUAUCGUCAAGAAGUAGCUCCAAAGUCUUCGUGCCCUUUCCCAGUCAAAGGCUUCCAACAAUCCAUCCCCUAUUCUGAUCUCAGAGGUUUUUCUUGUUUAUUAACUUUAAAUAAAUGGAAUAACACAAA
Messenger RNA from Macaca mulatta (Rhesus monkey), 2147 nucleotides. RefSeq names its product zinc finger protein 280A (gene ZNF280A). Gene Ontology annotation, molecular function: RNA polymerase II cis-regulatory region sequence-specific DNA binding; DNA-binding transcription factor activity, RNA polymerase II-specific. The record is from RefSeq and is a predicted model, not a curated record. Lineage: Eukaryota; Metazoa; Chordata; Mammalia; Primates; Cercopithecidae. Gene Ontology annotation, biological process: regulation of DNA-templated transcription.